AUGGCUACUCCACGACAAUAUCGUAACUUACCGAUUGAGUUUAAACGCUCAAUUCCCCAUCCUGUUGAAGCUUUCGAAAUUGACCCUGAUUUCCCGUACACGUUUCGCCCAAGACUUCACGAGGCAAAUCAGACAAUCGAAAAUGCGAGCUGGGAGUGCCGUGAAGAUCUCAAGAAAGCUGACUGGAAAGGAGCACUUGCCGUCGGCUGUGUUAAUGAGAUAAGCGGAAACUUUGGAGCAGCGACUUUCCCCGAAGGAAAACUAGAUCGAGUCAUUCCCAUGACUUACGUAUCUGAAUAUGCAUUCAUCCAUGAUGAAAUGGUGGAUGAGAAGGAUACCCCUGAGGAGUUCGAAAAAGCCCAUCAAACUAUGCAUUCAUUUAUCGGCAAAGAUCACCACGACAGAAGUAAUAGUAUGAUAAAGAACAUCCAAGCCCGAAUGGCACUCCAGAUCUACCAAGGGGAUCAUGAUGGAGCAUCCCAAUUCUUUGAGGUCUAUCGGCCAUUUUUAGAGAUCAAGUCUCCACAAAGAGAUUCUAAAUCAUACAAAACUUUGGACGAUUAUUUAGUAUGGCGAUUUCUUGAUGCCGGGGGUUGGAUUUUCAAGGAGAUGCUUUUUUACACUGCAGACGUGAAUUUGAACAACGAUGAGAUAUCGUCUCUAAAGCCGGUCAUUCUCCCUGUCUUGCAAGCUAUGGUACUGACAAAUGAUUAUUACUCAUGGGAUAAAGAAUACAAAGAAUACAAUCGUACUAAUGGGAGCAUGCCAAUGGUAAAUGCUGUCUGGCUUCUCAAGCAUCUACAUGAUGUUGACAACACUAAAGCCCGGGGACUCCUUAGAGAAAAAAUAUUGGACCUUGAAAUGCAGUACUGUAAUAUCAGGGACGAAUAUCUUCGGACACAAACCACGAGUCCAGAUACGAUACGAUUUUUUGGUCUUAUCGAGCUCGCGGUGGCGGGCAAUCGAUUUUGGCAUGCUACUUCUAAACGGUAUAACUCAUGGGCUCCGACUCCAGUUUCGAAGACAAAGACGAAGCGCUCCGCAUCUCAAAUCGAAGCUAUCGAUUUUGAUGGCGAACGUGAUAGUAAACGGUCUAAGAUUGAAUUAGAUCAGAUUGCAAGCAAUAAUGAUGUAUCGUUUGCUAAGACGCCUGAAAGCUUGGAGGUCAAAACUCCGGAUACAAACGGAAACUUCGAUUCUUCUAGCUUCAGUCAAAAUGGUGCAGAUAAGAUUGUCCUAGAGCCUUACAAAUAUAUUUCAUCUUUACCAGCAUCAAACUCAAGGAAUGCAUUACUCGACGCACUCAACUGUUGGUAUUUUGUUCCACACGAGUCCUUGGAAAUCAUUCGACAUGUCAUUGGAAUCAUCCACAAUACAUCUCUAAUAUUAGAUGAUAUUGAAGACAAUUCCCCUACACGCCGCGGAUGCCCCUCAGCGCAUGAGGUAUUUGGGAUUAGCCAAGCAAUUAAUUCGGCAACAUAUCAAUAUGUGAAAUGUCUCGAGUUUGUCAUGGCUUUGAGCAAGGAAUCUAUUCAUUGCUUUACGCACACUCUAUCGCAACUACACAUUGGGCAAAGUCAAGAUUUACAUUGGACAUUCCAUUGCAAAUGUCCCAGUCUGGAGGAAUAUUUCAAGCAGACCGAAGACAAAACAGGAGGGCUAUUUCGUAUGGCAGCAGGUAUGAUGCGUGCUGAAGCGACUAAAAAUCGUGAUGUAGACGCGGAUAUAUUGAUGAGAAAGCUGGGAAAGUACUAUCAGCUUCGAGACGAUUAUAACGAUCUCAUUUCCAACACAAAGGAAGAGGAUAAGAAUCUAGAUACUGUCUACAAUGAUCUCGAUCAAGGAUCUUUCACCCUCCCAAUCAUUCACGCUCUUGAGAAAGAAGCCGAGAACGGCGAUGCGAAACUUCUCAAUAUCCUAAGAUCGCGAAAAUUGAAUGAAAGGAAAAUGUCUUCAGAAAUGAAGAAAUUGGCAAUUUCAGAAAUGGAAAAUAUGGGAAGCUUUACUUACGCAAAAGCAUUACUGAAUGACUUGCAUGUGGAUAUUGAACAUGAACUCAGAAUGCUUGAGAAAAGGGCUGAGUCAAGGGAAAACUGGAUUUUAAGGCUGAUGUUGUAUCGUUUGAAGGUUACAUAG
Molecule: messenger RNA, 2136 nt
Organism: Botrytis fragariae
Lineage: Eukaryota; Fungi; Ascomycota; Leotiomycetes; Helotiales; Sclerotiniaceae
Product: putative geranylgeranyl pyrophosphate synthetase protein
Exons: 10
Coding region: 1-2136 (711 amino acids)
Biological process (GO): isoprenoid biosynthetic process
Molecular function (GO): prenyltransferase activity
Source: RefSeq, a predicted model, not a curated record